AUGUUAACAAAACAGUCUAACAGUAUUGAAUUUACUCCUACUAAACAAAGUGGCAAAGAAACAAGAAAUGGAAAAGAAUUAUUAGAUGAUCCAGUUCAAGAUCAUCGACCAUGUUUAUUGAUUAUGGGAUUAAAAAGAAGUGGAAAAUCAAGUAUUCAAAAAGUUGUAUUUCAUAAGAUGCUAGCAAAUGAAACAUUAUUUAUUGAAAUAUGGGAUUUCCCAGGACAAAUUGAUUAUUUUGAUCUGGCAUUUGAUUCCAGUAUAAUUUUUGGAGAAUAUGGAGCAUUGAUUUUUGUGAUAGAUGCACAAGAUGACUACUUUAAAGCACUUAAUCGACUUCACCAAACAAUUACACAAGCAUAUAGUUUUAAUCAAGAGCUUGUGUUUGAAGUAUUUAUUCAUAAAGUAGACGAAUUGUCAGAGGAAUUUAAAUUUGAUACAUUGAGAGAAAUUCAACAAAGAACAACUGAUGAAUUAGCAGACAUUGGAUUGGAAAAUGUUCCAAUAAAUUUUUACUUGACUAGUAUUUAUGAUCAUUCUAUUUUUGAAGCAUUUAGUAAAGUAGUUCAAAAACUUAUUCUGCAAUUACCAACAUUGGAAAACUUACUAAAUAUAUUAUGUGCUAAUUCUGGUAUAGAGAAAGCCUUCCUAUUUGAUAUCAAUUCAAAAAUUUACGUUGCAACUGAUAGUUCACCUGUGGAUAUACAAUCAUAUGAGCUUUGUAGUGAUAUGAUUGAUGUUAUUAUUGAUAUUUCAGAAAUUUAUGGGCAAAAUAAUUCGGAUGAAGCAAUUGGUCAAUCAAAUUUACUGGAGAAUGAGAAUACAACAACUUAUGGAACAAUUGCUGAUACUGCAAUUGACACCUCAUCAUUAAUCAAAUUGAAUAACGGAAUGAUAUUAUGUCUUAAAGGUGUCAAUAGAUUUCUUGUGCUAGUAUGUUUACUUCGAUCGGAUAAUUUUGAGAAACAUGGACUAAUAGAUUAUAAUUUUCAAUGUUUUAAGCACGCAAUAGCAGAAGUAUUUGAGUUAAAACGUCUUAAUAAUCCAAUAUCAACUUCAAAAUCAUCAACAAAAUCUACUACAUCAUCAUCAUUAAUACCAAAAAUUCCAUCGCCAAGUAUAUCAUAUUUUACAUCUCAUGUAACCUCCAAUAAUCCAACACCUUUCAUCAUCACAUCAUCAAUUUCACAUUGGCCUGCAUUAUCAACAACUCCAUGGACUUAUUUAGCUCAACAUAAUUUGUUUGAUCAAAUUCCUAGUAUUAAAGAUGACAUAUUGAUCCCUGAUUAUUGUUUUGUAAAUACAGUCAUACCUUUUUCAAAUCUUCCUUCAUCCACAAACAAUUCAAAUGAUGUUGAUGAUGAUUACAAUAAUUGUAAAGGGAAUGAGAACAACCAAAAACCAAGAAAAUAUAACCCUCCUCCUGAUGUUAUUAUAAAUGCAUGGUUUGGACCAAAAGGAACCAUUUCACCCAUGCAUACCGACCCCUAUCAUAAUCUUUUAGCUCAAGUUGUAGGAAAAAAAUAUAUAAGAUUGUAUUCGCCUGAAGAAACUACCAAUCUAUAUCCUUUUGAGCAAGAUGGAUUUCUUGGUAACACAAGCCAAGUUGAUGUAGAAGUGCCAGAUCUUGAACGGUUUUCUCGAUUUGCUUCAGCUAAAUAUCAAGAAUGUAUUUUGGAACCCGGAGAACUGUUGUAUAUCCCACCUGGCUGGUGGCAUUAUGUAAAAUCAUUAACCAUAAGUUUCAGUGUAAGCUUUUGGUUUUAA
Molecule: messenger RNA, 1767 nt
Organism: Entrophospora sp. SA101
Lineage: Eukaryota; Fungi; Glomeromycota; Glomeromycetes; Entrophosporales; Entrophosporaceae
Source: the annotation of a GenBank genome assembly